AUGGGACCAAUUCCUUCAUUUCGUGCUUGCAAGGGUCUUGUAUACGUAUGUCUGAACGAUAAUAAUUUGACGGGCUCACUUUCUCACUUGCAUUUUCGAGGUCUUACAAACCUCUUCAUUUUAGAUUUAAGCCACAAUUCAUUGAGCGGCUCCAUCCCUCCCCAACUUUUUGCCUUGCCCGUUGACUAUCUUAGUCUGUCCAACAACCAAUUCAGUGGCCAGCUCGAAGAGUUUCCAAUUGUUAAUGAUAACAUUUCUACGCUAGAUUUGAGUAGAAAUAGGAUAGAAGGUCCUAUUGCUAACUUCAUCUUCGAGCUUCGAAGCAUGGAGAGUCUCGACCUUUCUGACAACUUGUUCAACGACACUUUUAAGUUGAGUAAGAUUCAAAGUUGCCUUUGGGAACUUAUUCUUUCUAACAACAACUUGUCAAUUGACACAACCAACACGAGUUCAAGUUGCUUAAAAAGUUUGGACAUUUCUUUUAAUCUUCUUACAUGUGCUGAAAAGUCUCACUAUGUUAAUAAUGCUUCUUAUGUUGCAAGACUAAACUUGCAGUCUAACAAGUUGCAUUGUGCCUUCUCUUCCUUGAUCCCAACCUCUUCAAAGUAUUCCACUAUCUUGCUCGCAAACAAUAGACUAACCGGAGUCCUUCCAACCUUCAUCUGCAAUGCAUCUUCAAUUAGUGUUCUCGACUUGUCUUUCAAUAACUUGAGUGGUAGCAUUCCUUCUUGCCUAAUCAAUGCAAGUUUUGUGAAAGGAGUCCUCAAUCUUAGGGGAAACAAAAUCAGUGGUGUUAUCCCUGAUCAAUUUUCUAGUGAGUGUGGCCUACAUACCUUUGAUGUUAGUAACAACAGCUUAGUCGGUAAGGUUCCUAAGUCUCUGGCGAAUUGUGAGAAAAUAGUGGUCGUGAAUCUUGGAAACAACAACCUUGAGGGUAGAUUCCCUUGCAUGCUGCCGUUGAGCUUGCGCAUCCUUCUUUUGUGCUCCAACAGAUUCCAUGGAGACUUGCGUUGUGGUAAGAGGUGA
Molecule: messenger RNA, 1026 nt
Organism: Salvia splendens (bonfire salvia)
Lineage: Eukaryota; Viridiplantae; Streptophyta; Magnoliopsida; Lamiales; Lamiaceae
Product: LRR receptor-like serine/threonine-protein kinase FLS2
Exons: 2
Coding region: 1-1026 (341 amino acids)
Molecular function (GO): protein binding
Source: RefSeq, a predicted model, not a curated record